AUGUCAUCGUGGUACUCGAGGAUCCUCACCAACACCACCUCCCAGAUCUCGAGCUUGCAGAGCCGACUGCUGCAGAGCGAAAAUGACGGCGACACCGAGGACGACACUCACGUCUGCAGAGUGCUGAGAGCCUACUACACCGAGAAGGGCCGUCCGUUUCCGGGCUGGCUACCCCCCGACCCAAAGGCGCCGCCGCCAGCGGCCCCCGUCUACGCUCAGCCUGCCAACCAGGUCGGCUCGCGAUACGGAGGUCUGCAGCCGCAGCAGCAGCCUGGUCCUACCACGGGACUCAGCUCGCUGUGGGAUAGCAACGGAUACUAUGAGCCUUCGGCAGGGCCGCGGCGCCCCGCCCCCGAUGCGAGGCGGCGAGCAGCCGGCGCGACUGAGCCCUUUCGCGAGGGCCGGUGA
Messenger RNA from Colletotrichum chrysophilum, 408 nucleotides. RefSeq lists its product as uncharacterized. The coding region runs from base 1 to 408 and encodes 135 amino acids. The record is from RefSeq and is a predicted model, not a curated record. The transcript is spliced from 2 exons. Lineage: Eukaryota; Fungi; Ascomycota; Sordariomycetes; Glomerellales; Glomerellaceae.